Prinia subflava (tawny-flanked prinia) is the source of this 3864-nucleotide messenger RNA. RefSeq names its product IQ motif and Sec7 domain ArfGEF 1 (gene IQSEC1). Gene Ontology annotation, molecular function: protein binding; guanyl-nucleotide exchange factor activity. NCBI's taxonomy places the organism in Eukaryota, Metazoa, Chordata, Aves, Passeriformes, Cisticolidae. The transcript is spliced from 17 exons. Gene Ontology annotation, biological process: actin cytoskeleton organization; regulation of ARF protein signal transduction. Bases 174 to 3794 code for a protein of 1206 amino acids. The record is from RefSeq and is a predicted model, not a curated record.
GCCGAGCGGCAGCAAUGGCGGCGCGGGGCCGCCGCCCGCCCGGCCGGCCGCGGCUCUAGGAGGGGACGCCGCUCUCCGCCGGGGUAUUUAUUGCUCCCCUCUCGCUUAAGUUGCCAGCGGAGCGCGCUGGCCGGAGCCUGCCCCCCCCCGCGCCGCGGAGGUGCGGGGCGGCCAUGGAGAGCCCCGCCGAGAACCCCAGCAAGGCGGCCGAGUACCUGAAGGAGCUGAACAAGAUUAUCGAGACGCAGCAGGAGCUGCUGGAGAAGCAGAAGCGGAGGAUAGACGAGCUGGAGCAGCAAGUGGCCAAGUUGUACCACGAAAACGCCUGCCUGCAGGACGAGCAUCACCGGCACCUGGCCACAUGCCGGCUCCAGCAGGGCGUCCCCCCCGCGCCCCCGGGGGUGCUGAGCGCCAUCCAGGAGAACGCCAGGCACGAGAAGUCUGAAGGUGACAGCUCAAGAAGCCUCAGGUCUUUAAAUACUCUGCACCAGUUUUGCUGUCCAGCUCCAUUGUACCAUUCCCAGCUAGCUGUCCCUGCCACACACUCAGAGUACAGGACGUCACUGGAAACGGGAAGCAGCGUCUCCACUGACCCACUCAGCGUUGAGGGGGAGGCUCCCAGCAGCGAGACCGGCACGUCCCUGGAUAGCCCGUCCGGGUACCCGCAGGGCCCUAUAACGCACAGCUCGGCGCUGAGCCCCGAGCACUACGAGCACCCCUACGGGCUCUACUCCAUCGCGCCGGGCCAGCAGCGAGCCCGCCGGCCCAAGCUCCAGCACUCCACCUCCAUCCUGCGCAAACAGGCCGAGGAGGAGGCCAUCAAACGCUCCAGAUCGCUGUCGGAGAGCUAUGAACUCUCUUCAGACCUACAGGAUAAGCAGGUGGAGAUGCUAGAACGGAAGUAUGGGGGCCGUCUGAUCACCAGACAUGCUGCCCGCACCAUCCAGACCGCCUUCCGCCAGUAUCAGAUGAACAAGAACUUCGAGCGCCUGCGCAGUUCUAUGUCCGAGAAUCGCAUGUCAAGGCGCAUCGUCCUGUCCAAUAUGAGAAUGCAGUUUUCCUUUGAAGGGCCUGAGAAAGUCCACAGCUCCUACUUCGAAGGGAAGCAAGUGUCUGUUACAAACGAUGGGUCAAAGCUGGGCUCCCUGGUGCCGUCGGAGUGCGAUGAGCUCGCGGAGACGGCUACCAUGAAGUCCCCGGCAGCAUCCACUGAUUUCACCGAUGCCAUAACAGAACUGGAGGAUGCUUUUUCCAGGCAGGUGAAAUCCCUGGCGGAGUCCAUCGACGACGCGCUCAACUGCCGCAGCCUGCAUUCGGAUGAGAUCCAGAGUGCGGAGCAGGUCAGGGGCCGGGAAAUGGAGAGGGAGAGCUGUGCCCCGAGCAAACCGGCCAUCCACAAUGUGGAUCACAGGAAGCUGGACGAGAUGACGGCGUCCUACAGCGAUGUCACGUUGUACAUCGACGAGGAGGAGCUGUCCCCGCCCCUGCCGCUCUCCCAGUCCGUGGACAGACCGUCCAGCACGGAGUCGGACCUGAGGCUCCGCUCCGUGAACUCUUCCCAGGAGUACUGGUCCAUGACCCACAAGGAUGAUAAGAUAGACACUGAUACGAGCUGCAGGAGUACCCCAUCACUGGAAUGUCAGGAGCAGAGGAUGAGGAUGGAUCACCUCCCUCUGCUCACCAUCGAGCCUCCCAGUGACAGUUCGGUGGACUUGAGCGAUCGCUCGGAGAGGGGCUCACUAAAGAGACAGAACGCGUAUGACCGAGGCAUCACCAGCCAGCAGGGCAGCCCGAAACAUAUCCCUCACAGCAUUCCUGCCAAGAUCAUCACCCGGGAGGAGCAGGAGGCCAGGCACAGGCCUAGGCCCAUAGACAGUCACUUGGCCAUCAAUGGCACAGCAAACAGGCAAAGCAAGUCGGAGUCUGAUUAUUCUGAUGGAGACAACGACAGCAUCAACAGCACUUCCAACUCCAAUGAUACAAUAAACUGCAGCUCAGAAUCCUCUUCUAGGGACAGCCUAAGGGAGCAAACCUUGAGCAAACAAACCUACCACAAAGAGACUCGCAACAGCUGGGAUUCCCCUGCCUUCAGUAACGAUGUUAUCAGGAAACGCCAUUAUAGGAUUGGGCUGAAUCUUUUUAACAAAAAGCCUGAGAAGGGAGUGCAGUACCUGAUUGAGCGGGGCUUUGUGCCGGACACCCCCGUGGGGGUUGCCCAUUUCCUGCUGCAGAGGAAGGGGCUCAGCCGGCAGAUGAUCGGGGAGUUCCUGGGCAAUCGGCAGAAGCAGUUCAACAGGGACGUGCUCGACUGUGUGGUGGAUGAGAUGGACUUCUCCACAAUGGAGCUGGAUGAAGCACUCAGGAAAUUUCAGGCCCACAUCCGUGUCCAAGGAGAAGCCCAGAAGGUGGAGCGGCUCAUUGAAGCUUUCAGCCAGCGUUACUGCAUCUGCAACCCGGGCGUGGUGCGGCAGUUCCGCAACCCCGACACCAUCUUCAUCCUGGCCUUCGCCAUCAUCCUCCUCAACACCGACAUGUACAGCCCCAACGUCAAACCCGAGCGCAAGAUGAAGCUGGAGGACUUCAUCAAGAACCUCAGGGGGGUGGAUGAUGGUGAGGACAUCCCGCGGGAGAUGCUGAUCGGGAUCUACGAGCGCAUCCGCAAGCGCGAGCUGAAGACCAACGAGGACCACGUGUCCCAGGUGCAGAAGGUGGAGAAGCUCAUCGUGGGCAAGAAACCGAUCGGAUCUCUGCACCAUGGACUUGGUUGUGUGCUCUCUCUCCCCCACCGGAGGCUUGUUUGCUACUGUAGGCUGUUUGAAGUUCCAGAUCCCAAUAAACCUCAGAAGCUUGGAUUGCACCAACGAGAAAUCUUUUUAUUUAAUGAUCUUCUAGUGGUGACCAAGAUUUUUCAGAAGAAGAAGAACUCUGUCACAUACAGUUUUCGACAGUCCUUUUCCCUCUAUGGAAUGCAAGUUCUUCUCUUUGAGAACCAGUAUUAUCCCAAUGGCAUUCGGCUCACGUCAGCUGUUCCAGGAGCAGAUAUCAAAGUGCUCAUAAAUUUCAAUGCACCAAAUCCUCAGGACAGGAAGAAGUUUACAGAUGAUUUGAGGGAAUCAAUUGCAGAAGUUCAAGAAAUGGAAAAGCACAGAAUAGAGUCCGAGCUGGAGAAGCAGAAGGGGGUGGUCCGGCCCAGCAUGUCGCAGUGCUCCAGCCUGAAGAAGGACUCGGGGAACGGGACGCUGCCGCGGCCGUGCCUGGAUGACAGCUACGCGGGCGGCGAGGGGCUCAAGCGGAGCGCGCUCAGCUCCUCCCUGCGGGACCUGUCCGAAGCAGGCAAGCGUGGGCGACGCAGCAGUGCAGGAUCGCUAGACAGCAAUAUGGAAGGGUCCAUCAUUAGCAGUCCUCACAUGCGCCGAAGAGCGACAUCAACCCGAGAGUGUCCAUCUCGCCCUCACCAGACUAUGCCCAACUCCUCCUCACUCCUAGGGUCCCUGUUCGGUGGCAAGAGGGGCAAGGCCCCCUCGCAGAGCCACGCGGAGGCCGCGGCGGCGCCGCACCCGCACCACGGCCCGUACUGCCACCAGAACCCGCCGCCCUACCACCACCACCACCACUACCACCCGCCCCCGCACCCGCACCCGCACCCGCACCCCUACCACGGCCACGGCCACGGCCACGGCCACGGCGCCUUCGUGCCGCACCACGCCGCGCACCACGCCCCGCACCACCACGCGCCGCCGCCGCCGCCCGCCGGCACCAAGCCCAAACACAGCGGCAUCAGCACCAUAGUCUAGGCCUGCACGCCCUCCUCGGCGCUGCUCUGGUUUUAAACCCGGCUGCAGAGGCACCUGCGGGAAGCAACAA